Messenger RNA from Rhineura floridana, 3753 nucleotides. RefSeq names its product GTPase IMAP family member 8-like. The record is from RefSeq and is a predicted model, not a curated record. The transcript is spliced from 5 exons. Bases 341 to 2005 code for a protein of 554 amino acids. Gene Ontology annotation, molecular function: GTP binding. NCBI's taxonomy places the organism in Eukaryota, Metazoa, Chordata, Lepidosauria, Squamata, Rhineuridae.
GUUCUGGAUGCUUCUCCGAGUGCAGCAGGAAACCAAAUGCAGCUCCUCUUGAACUCACCAAUCCCAUCACAGUUUCAUUUGGGAGGAAUGCAGCACCAAAGCAGUGAAACCCUCCAGACUUCUCGGAAAGCGCUCUGGCUGCUCGCCAAAAAUACUUUCAGAAGGGCGCGAGCGAGAGCGAGAGCGCGAGCGCUCGGCCUCCCCGUUUGAUUGAUCUCAGGACCGAGUCAGCCAUCCGCAAAGAGGGGCAGCACCAAACGCGGCGCAGAGGGCAGCUCCGUCCGACCGGCUGAGUUCUGCAAGCACCGGAGGCCACGGAGAGAAGAAAUUUGCCUGAGCAAUGGACAGAUCAAAAGGGAAAAAGUCUUCGCAUGAACAUAAAGAUCUAGAAUCCCCCAAAGCACAAGGGAGCAGCAUCAGCGACUUCAGUGAGGAACCAGAAAUACGGAUUGUCCUCGUCGGGAAGACCGGAGGAGGGAAAAGUGCCACAGGAAACACCAUUCUGGGCGAAAAGAAGUUUGAGUCCACACUCUCCCCACAGCCAGUGACCCAGAUUUGUAGCAGAGAGGUCCGGGCAGAGAAGUGGAAAGGGAAACGAGUUGUCGUCAUUGACACUCCGUCGAUUUUUGAUGCCUGCAAUGCAGAACAGCUAAAUUUCCAGGAGAUUGACAAAUGCCACUCUCUCUCCCAGCCAGGCCCCCAUGCUCUGGUGUUUGUGACCCAGGCAGGCCGUUUCACUGAGGAAGACAACGUGGCCUUCAGAUGGGUGGAGGAGAUCUUUGGCCCGGAGGCCACGAAGUACAUGAUUGUCUUAUUCACCCGCAAAGAAGACGUAGACGUGGGAAGCCUGGAGAAGUAUAUAUGGCUGUCCGGAAACAGAUCCCUCCAGGAUUUGGUUGAGAAGUGUGACAGCCGUUGCUACCCUUUCAACAACAGAGCGACAGGAGAGGAACAGGCAUUGCAAGUGGAAGAGCUGCUGACUAAAAUAAAGUGGAUGAUGCUGAAGAAUCAGAACAAGCCGCAUCUGGAGCCGUUUUCAAGGGGAGCGCAGAAGAAACCAGAGGAAAAGAAGGAGGAAAUGGAUAUAGAGGAAGGGGGACAGAUCAAGUCCCCUACAGAGACUGGAAACAUCAGCUUCUCCCACGAGGAUCUAGAACUACGUUUUGUCCUCGUUGGGAAGACUGGAGGAGGGAAAAGUGCCACAGGAAACACCAUUCUGGGCGAAAAGAGGUUUGAGUCCACACUCUCCCCACAGCCAGUGACCCAGACUUGUAGGAAAGAGGUCCGGGCAGAGAAGUGGAAAGGGAAACGAGUUGUUGUCAUUGACACUCCGGCGAUUUUUGAUGCCCACGUUCCAGAACAGCAGGCUCUUCGGGAGAUCCAGAAUUGCCACUAUCUCUCCAAGCCAGGCCCCCACGCUCUGGUGCUUGUAACACAGGCUGGCCGUUUCACCAGUGAAGACAACGUGGCCAUAAAGAGGGUGGAGGAGAUCUUUGGCCCAGAGGCCACGAAGUACAUGAUUGUCUUAUUCACCCGCAAAGAAGACUUAGACGUGGGAAGCCUGGAGGAGUAUAUACGGCUGUCCGGAUACAGAUCCCUCCAGGAUUUGGUCAGAAGGUGUGAGAAGCGUUGCUGUGCUUUCAACAACAGAGCAACAGGAGAGGAACAGGCGCUGCAAGUGGAAGAGCUGCUCUCUCAGGUUGAGAAGAUGGUUCAGGAGAACAGGGGCAAGCCGUAUCUGAAGCCGCCCCCUCCAAGGGCAAUGGCCGCGAGGUCAGCUGAAGGGAGUCUUGCGGCAUUUCCAGAGAAAACAGCAGCAGGGAAAGUGGAGGGAGGUCACAAGAGUGCAGGAGAAUUGCCUGAAGGGCACCAGAAGAAGACACGCACAGAUCGGGCGAAAGAGGCAUUUACUACAAUGGGCUCUCGUUUUUUCUCCAAACAACCUUCCAAAGAAAUGAAGAAUGUGGGGGCAGAAGAGAAGCAGGAGGAUUUUAUAGUUCUGUAAGCAGUGCAAGAAAUAACUACAGAAGGAUUUCCGAUCAUUGAUAUACUCUCAUUAUUAUUGCAUGGCGCUAUUUCAUGGUCUUCAUCACCUUUGUCUUCUCAAUCUUCUUAUGAGAUUGGAGACACACACACACACACACCCCCAUUUAAAAGAAAAUCCCCAGAAGGACAAAUGAAUGAGGUGGAGAGAUUUCCAAGGCUACCCAGGGAAACCUCGGCUCAGCUAGGAAGUGAACCCAAUCUUAAGAACAUCAGGAUAUGAGAAGAGCCUGUUGGAUCAAGCCAAUGGGCUAUCCAGUCCAACAUCCUGUUUGCACAGUGGCCAACCAGAUGCCCAUUAUGGGAUGCCCACAAGCAGGACCUGAGCACAAGAACACUCUCUCCUCCUGUGGUUUCCACCAACUGGUAUUAAUUUCAUUCAUUCAUUCAUUGGAGAUCACUCAUGGCCGAGUAAGACUGUCUUCCAAGAUAAAGUCUUUAGCAGUGGGUCCGUAAGUGACUGUGGAGGCCAAUUCUGCAUCCACACAGCCUCCCACAGUGAGGACAUAAGUUUCCAGAUGAGAGAUGGUUGCGAAGAGCAUAGCCUCGUGGCUAGUAACCAUUGAUAGUCUCAUCAUACAAUAGUUUGUCUAAUCUUUUAAAGCCAUCCAAGAUGGCGGCCAUCUCUAUAGGCUUCAGCUGUAGACCUCUAGCCUAGUGAACUGCUUUGGAUAUAAGGGGGAGUCAGUGAGAGACUUAGGGUAGAGAGACACUCCCUCUUCUGCCGGUUCUAGUGCGUCUCCAUCUCUCUUUUCAGAAAAUGGGGGCACACGAUGCUAGUCACCCCAUUCCUUUUUACUGUGGAACCAGGUGGGAGCAGAUCCAGUGCAUUUUUUUAAAACUCAGCUUCAAACAGAUUUUGCAACUGAUUGGCAGAUCAACCCGUUGCCCCUCCAGGUGUGGCCAAUGGAAAUGCUUUGCUGUAGGCGACUGGUGUGCUCACAGCCUUUGUAACCUUGACAGCCUAGCGGGAGAGAAAACCUGUUCAUUUCUCCUGCUUUUUCCAAAACUCAGCAUUAGGGAUGCCGCAGAAAUCCGCAUCAAGUGGCCCCAGGUGCAGAUUGUUCACCUUUUCCACCCAUUUGCACACUAUCAGGACUCAACUCCCCACUUACAGACACCAGCCUAAUUGCCAUAUUGGGUUUUAAUUUUUUAAUGUUUUCUAGUUUAUCUAUUUAUUUUGCAUUUUUUCUUUUGUUGACUUUUUUCCUGACAGACAUUAGAGAAGAAAAAGAAAAUUUACAUAUACUCCAAAUCCUCUGUCAUGCUGAGGUGAGGAUGGCUACCAAUGACUGUUCCCUUUGUUUUCAAAAAAGUUAAAAAAAGAGAGGCCCUUUUAAGCAAAAAACAGGAGGUGGAAAAUAAAGAAGCAGAGUGGAGUUGGGGGAGUUCGAAAAAAAGGGAGGGGGAAUUAUUCCUUUUUGGUCUGACCAAGACCAGCCUUGCAGGGCUGGUGUGUGUGUGUGUGUGGAGAUGAGGAUUCUUUGCCUAUGAAUGGGUGCAAGUGAGCAAGACAGAAGCAGCCUGCAUGCAAAACUGACCCAGUCAGCAAUCUAGUUUCAGCUUGCAGGCUUCACAACUACACAAGUGACUUCAGAACUUGCGUUAAACCAAAAAUUACAUCACUACGCCUCUUCUUUUCCCUAAGAAAUAACUGUGUACUUAACUAUAAGAACAAUGACAUGCAUCACAAAUAAUUAAUAAAAUAAG